CAAAGACUCUGAAUGUUAAAAAAGAGAAAGGACCCUUAUAAAGGAUCAUAUAUCCCGGUAAGUUCAGUCAGUCAUCGUUUAAUAUUGUGUCAUGUUUUUUAAGAUCAUAUGAAGUGAAAGUUUGAUUGAUGAUGAUCGUAAGUCAUUAAAGAGAUGUUAUAUAAAGGGAUAUUCCAUCUCUCUGUCACUCCCUCAUGAUUUGACAUCACAAUGUUGUGGAUUUUCUAGGUUAAUUGAUUAGUAAAUGUAUUUCCACUAUGCCCAUGUUUAGGCGAACUAGUCUUCUGUUAAAUUAGAAGAGAAAUAUGACUGAGUCCAUUUAUGAUUUAAAUAAUGCUUUCGUUGUGUUAUAUAUUGUGUUCACAGGGAACUGAAAUGUUUAGCUUGCAUACACUGUAAAUCACUUAAAAUUAAAGCAUCUGCUAAAUGUGAUAUUAAUGUAAUGUUCUCAGUGUUUCCAUAUAAAGGGAAGAUGUCAGUCUUUGAAAUGAGGGAGCGGAAGAGAUCUUCAUCUCCAGAAUCCAGCUGUGUGUCUCUGAAGAGCAAUCAAUCAAUGGAUCCUCCUGUUAAAUUCAGUGAAGGAGCAGUGACCUCUGACCCCAGUAUCUCCAGCAGGGGGAGUCAGAGAUCUUCAUCUCCAGAAGUCAGCUGUGUGUCUCUGAAGAGCAAUCAAUCCAUGGAUCCUCCUGUUAAAUUUAGUGAAGGAGCAGUGACCUCUGACCCCAGAGUCACCAUUAUGAAGAGUCAGAGAUCUUCAUAUCCAGAAGCCAGCUGUGUGUCUCUGAAGAGCAAUCAAUCAAUGGAUCCUCCUGUUAAAUUCAGUGAUGGAGCAGUUUGCUCUAACCCCAGUGUGAAUAGAGAUGAUCAGAUUGGAGUCCAGGAUUCUUCUCAACCAGUGAAUGAUGAACUACAGAGGUUCAAAGACCGACACAAAACCAGCAUGAAAUACAAGAAUGAAAGAUUAUUUGAGGGAAUGAAACUCCAGGAGAAUGAAACCCUCCUGAACAGGAUCUACACACAGCUCUAUAUCAUAGAUGGAGACAGUGAAGGAGUCAAUGAGGAACAUGAGUUUUUACAGAUGGACAAAAUGGCCAGAACACAACCCUCAAAAGAAACUCCAAUCGACUGCAAUGACAUCUUUAAAGCCUCACCUGAACCAGGAUGUGAGGAGAAACACCUAAUCAAGACUGUUCUAACUAAAGGCAUCGCUGGAAUCGGAAAAACCGUCUCUGUGCAGAAGUUCAUUCUAGACUGGGCCGAGGGAAAAGCCAAUCAAGAUGUAGAUUUCAUGUUUGUUUUUCCAUUUCGAGAGCUGAACUUGAUCCAAGAUCAUCAGUACAGUCUUCACAGACUUCUGCUGGACUUUCAUCCUGAAAUUCAAGAUCUGGAUUCAAAGAUUUAUGAGGAGUGUAAAGUUGUGUUCAUCUUUGAUGGUCUGGAUGAAAGCAGAAUCACACUGAUGUUUUCAGAUGAUGAGGAAGUUUCUGAUGUGACUGAGACUUCAUCAGUGGGUGUGUUGAUGUCAAACCUCAUGAAAGGAGAUCUGCUUCCCAAUGCUCUCAUCUGGAUCACCUCCAGACCAGCAGCAGCCAGUCAGAUCCCCUCCAAAUACAUCAACCGUCUGACAGAGAUUCAGGGAUUCAAUGAGCCUCAGAAGGAGGAAUAUAUCAGGAAGAGAAUCAGUGAAGAGCAUCAAGCCAGCAGAAUCAUCUCACACAUCAGAAGAACAAGUAGCCUCCGCAUCAUGUGCCACAUACCCGUCUUCUGCUGGAUCUCAUCCACUGUUCUUCAGAAGCUCCUGAAAGAAGAUCUCAGUGCAGAAAUCCCUCAAACUCUGACUGAAAUGUACAUCCACUUCCUGCUGAUUCAGAUCAACGUGAGGAAUCAGAAGUAUGAAGAGAGAGAUCCAGAGAAACUGCUGCAGUCCAACAGAGAAGUGAUUGUGAAACUUGCUGAAGUGGCUUUCAAACAGCUGAUGAAGGGCAAUGUGAUGUUCUAUGAGGAGGACCUGAGAGAGAGCCGCAUAGACGUCACUGACGCCUCAGUGUAUUCUGGGAUUUGCACUGAGAUCUUUAUGGAGGAAUCUGUGAUUCAUCAGACGAGAGUCUACAGCUUCAUUCAUCUGAGCUUUCAGGAGUUUCUCGCUGCUUUCUAUGUGUUUUACUGCUAUUUAACAAAGAACAAUGAACCACUGCAUGAAUUAAGAUGUUAUGGAUUUAAUCAAGCCUCUCUGGAUGAUUUACUAAGAUCAGCAGUAGAUAAAGCCCUCAAGAAUAGACGUCUGGAUCUGUUCCUGCGGUUCCUGCUGGGCGUCUCACUGGAGUCCAAUCAGAGACUCUUACAGGAUCUACUGACACACACAGAGAACAGCUCAGAGAGUAUCAGCAGAACCACACAGUACAUUAAAGAGAAGAUCAAAAAUCCAGAUGGUUUACAUGUGGUAUACUCAUUUGGUCAAUCCUGCAAUCUGUUCUUCUGUCUGCUGGAAGUGAAAGAUUAUACUCUGUCCAGAGACUUUGAUGAGUUUGUGAAAUCAGACAAACACUGCUUUAAUGCCGUACGCACUGUAAUCUCUAGUGCAGUCGUUUACUAUAUAAAAAAAGAGUUAGAUAGGUUGCGUUGCACCAGUAAGAAUUAAGGUACCCUUCCACGGAAUACCAUACGGGCACACGGCCUUCCUAGGAUUGACAUUUUGAAACACUUUCUUAACAUCAGUUAUGCUGACAUAGGGUACAGGGUGUCUGUAGAUUGUGGCUGUACAGGAAGCAUUAUAGAAAGUGUUCCCGGUUCCGGCUGACUUAAUUUAUGCAGCCUAAGGGGCUGUUCACACAGAACACGUUUUUCCAUUUUAAUGCGCUACUUUUCCAUUGUUUUUCUAUGUAAACGCUCUAAUAAGUAAGAUAUGAAAAACACAUCAAAUAAGAAUAUACUAUCAAAAACAAAUAAAUUAAAAAUUUCAAUAUACCCUGAACUUAGGCACAGGAUGUCCUGUUAAGUCAUGAAAAGGCGUCUGCAGAGUGCCAGUUGUCCAUCAGUACUAAUACUGGACCUGUACAGUAACACUUAGCGCACAUACAUAGAUGCACAUGAUUCACAGCUUCUUCAAGGUUAAAGUUGGCCCAGCUUUAACUAUAACAGGAAACAUUCCCAAAACAUACUGAUAAAUUACUUUUCUCUCAGUGAGAGGUACAGACAAUAUACAUAAUAAUUUAAUAUUUAGAAGGAUAAAAGUCGAGAGGAGGACGCCAUUGGUGGAGUGUUCCAAACAAAAGUUAACAACUGAAUCCCUUUACGAAGUCCUUGUGAUUAUUUUGAAUCUAGAUAUGGCAGAAGAGGUGGAGUUACUGUAUAAACAGAAUAAUUCAAGAUGUUUUCGUCAUGCAUUUUAUAAAGUUUAAAAAGUUUUUUAGCUUGGAUUUCGAAAAACCUGCAGUAAUCUGACAAGGAAAUGUGCGUACGUCUGCUCAGACCCUGACGUGACUCUAAGCAUGUCAAAGACCGUUUUUAGAAAUAUGAGCGUUGGCCUGGAUUUAAGCAUACACACACUCUAAGUUAAAAUCAAAACUGGCAAGGCUUUUACACAAAUUUUGUUUUUGAUUUUGUUGACCCCCUAGAGUGUUUAGGGAGUCUUUUGCACUUCCCUACUAAUAAUUGUGGGCAGUGAUGUUUGAUUCUGACCUCCUCUGGAGUGCAGUCACAUGAGGCAGCCAUGUGGUAGUGAAAAGGAGGACCACUAUUGGUCCUGAGACAGAAGAUGAGAGGGGUGGACUUGUGAGGUUGCACUGUGGGCAAGGGCAAUGGAGAUGGGAAUUAAGAGAUUCCCAAAGGGGGAUUUGAUUAAAUACUUUAUUUAUCCUAUAGAAAACAAUUGUAGAAUUAGUUUGUUUACUAUACUGUAAAAGCCAGAAGUGUUUUGAGGCCUCAUGGCCUACAUGACUGUUAUUACACUGGUCAAAUGUAUCUGAGAAGUUAGCUUGGCCAUUAAAGGGUUACCCAAAAAUGAAAAUUCUGUCAUUAAUUACUCACCCUCAUGUCGUUCCACACCCGUAAGACCUUCGUUCAUCUUCAGAACA
Molecule: messenger RNA, 4073 nt
Organism: Megalobrama amblycephala (Wuchang bream)
Lineage: Eukaryota; Metazoa; Chordata; Actinopteri; Cypriniformes; Xenocyprididae
Product: protein NLRC3-like
Exons: 4
Coding region: 443-2638 (731 amino acids)
Source: RefSeq, a predicted model, not a curated record